This is a messenger RNA of Glycine soja, 1037 nucleotides long. RefSeq names its product protein MIZU-KUSSEI 1. The record is from RefSeq and is a predicted model, not a curated record. Gene Ontology annotation, biological process: hydrotropism. NCBI's taxonomy places the organism in Eukaryota, Viridiplantae, Streptophyta, Magnoliopsida, Fabales, Fabaceae. Bases 59 to 775 code for a protein of 238 amino acids. The transcript has a single exon.
AUUAUAUAAACAAACCCUAAACCAUGCUGAAACAAUAGCGACAUUAAGUUAGAUCUACAUGGCCAGUGGCGUGACUACAGUGGACUGCGAGAAACAAGUUAGAUCAUGGAGGCUGAUACGUUCUCUCAUGCAACUAUUAAUCCCCACAUGUAACUGCGCCACCAUUAUAGAAGACGGCCAAGAUGUAACAACAACAACAAACGAGACCCUCCGAAACACAAGCAAAUAUACUUAUUCACCUUCAUCGUCACUGAUGAGCUCCACCACCAAUAUCACAGGCACGAUCUUCGGAUACCGCAGAGGAAAAGUGAGCUUCUGCAUUCAGGCAAACGCCAACUCCACCAACCCAAUUCUCCUCCUAGAGUUGGCAGUUCCAACAACCAUCUUGGCCAAGGAAAUGAGAGGAGGAACCCUAAGAAUCGCCCUAGAGAGCGGCAACGACGACGAUGACGGCGACGGCGACGGCCAAGUAGACACACUUUUGUCCACGCCUUUGUGGACUAUGUACUGCAAUGGGAGGAAGGUGGGGUAUGCCGUUAAGCGCAGGCCCUCCAACACUGAUUUCGAAGCGCUGAGGUUGAUGCGUUCGGUGGUUGUCGGAACCGGGGUUAUGAAGUGCAAAGAGUUAGUGAACAAAGAAGAUGAUCAACUUAUGUACCUUAGAGCUAGCUUUCAGAGGGUUCGUGGCUCAGACAACUGUGAAUCUUUCCACUUGAUUGAUCCAGAGGGAGACAUUGAUCAGGAACUCAGUGUUUUCUUUUUUAGGUCCAGGUGAACUUUUGUUUUAUUUUUAUUUUUCCACCACUUUUCCUUAGCUUUUUGAGCUGUGCUUAAUCAUUCUGGUCAACCAGACCAGAGCUGUUAGCAUGGCUUUAAUCGUCCUUCCAACUAUUUCAUUUUAUUCGCCCUCGUAGUUGUGUAGGACAUCGUGGCCAGAUUCUGAUGGUUUCGGAGGAGAACGGCAUGCUGAUACCGUUUUUGUUUUUUUUUUUUGCCUUUCCCUGAAAAUAUUAACUACUUGGUUUUACUUUUGUUGA